AUGUGCUGGGCAUUUGCUUUACAAACGGUAAGUAAACUUCUACACCUGGAGAUUAUCUUCUUUAUGUUGUGGAUUGACACUACACACUUAGCAGCCAGGUUACAGGCACAAUACUCUGAGCUACUUAGAGGACAAUAGCAACAGAGAGGGCCGGGCUUAGUGACAGUUAAGACAAGCAAAUAUUCACCCUUAGUUACCUUUCUGUGAUGUUGCAAUUUGCAGCAAAAAAUGCAUUGAGAGAAAGGGCAGAAAAAGCUGUGCCUGUGAUCCUGUGAUGAUCAUCUGUACUUUUACCUGGGAGGGAAACCAAAGCUUUUCUCUUCUUCCUUCAUUUGCUCACAAUCUGAUUUUGUUUCUUUUUUUUUUCUAAUGGAAUUAUUCUGUGAAGAUCAUGGAGGGGAAGAAAUGAGGAUUGAAAACCUCUCUGCCUUUGCUUAGCUUUUUAACCUGUUCUUGCCUGCCUGCUCUUCCAGGAGACUACUGCAAUGGCAGAUCCUUCAGUGGUGGACCACUUGACACGACUGAGACUCAAACUCCUAGAAAAGAGACUAGAAAAUGAACAGGAGAACCUAGAGAAGAUGGAGUCGCCUCUUCCAGCUGCAAGGAACAGAUGUGAGGAUAUGCUACAAAGUGCCUUAAGGCGAAGGAAAGAUCUCUUGCAGGAGCUAAGGGAGCAACGCUUUCUGGAAGAGCUUUCGCAGCCCCCUGCACCAGCUGGAGGACACUGUCACAACCACAGAGCUGCUGCCCCACACAUCUACCAGAUACCUUUUCCAGCUCCAGAGGAGCCACCAAGGAUUAUCCAGCAGAUGAUGCCACCUCAGCCUGCCACCAUCAUCCAGCAGCUACCUCAGCAGCAGUCUCCUCUGAUCACACAGAUUCCCCCUGCCCAACCUUUUGCAGCCCCCCGCUCUGGAAGCAUUAAAGAAGAUAUGGUAGAGAUGAUGCUCAUGCAGAAUGCUCAGAUGCACCAGAUCAUCAUGCAGAACAUGAUGCUGAAGGCUCUGCCGCCAAUGCCAUUCACACAGCCUGCUGGAGCCAGCCCUCCCCUGCUUCAUUGUGCACAGCAGGACCUGCAGGUUCCUGCUCCCCUGGCUGUGAAAGCAGACAGGCCCAGGCCAUCCGUGGUGCACCACCACCACUAUCCUGCUGCAGGGAUUCUCCCAGUGCCCCAUGAGCAAUUCCCAUCCACAUCCACGGCACAUCACUGGACCAGCAGCACGAUCCCUGCCCUGCCCACGUGGCCCACAUACUGACAGAACAUGUUCCUCUCAACUGGACCAUAGCAUUGCUGAAGUCAACCUGUAUUUGAACAGUUCUCUCUGAUUGACAGCCUAGUGUCAGUAAGACUGCGCAUUGUUGGUAUAGGAAGUAGCAGAACUCUGCCCUACCUGUGUGAACUGGCUUCACACGCUGCUUGGAUAAAUAAUUCUCAGUGAUGAAGAGCAGAAGGAAAUCUGCUCCUGCAGAGUUUGAACACUGAGGUGCAAUAAGUGCGGUCCAUGUUUUGAGCCCCAGGAGGGCUCUGAUUCCCCAUCUUUCCCAAAUCUCAUAGUUACAAAGCUGGCCAAGGCUUUCUUCCCAAAGAGCAAUUGGAAGCUAACUUAAGCAGCUUAGAAUUGCAUAUAUUUGUUUCAUUAUUUCUCAAUCUUUCCCUCAUAUAAUCAGGGUAUAGACUUGAUUUAAGCACACAAAAUAAAAUCUUG
Messenger RNA from Pezoporus flaviventris, 1706 nucleotides. RefSeq names its product chromosome unknown C21orf58 homolog (gene CUNH21orf58). NCBI's taxonomy places the organism in Eukaryota, Metazoa, Chordata, Aves, Psittaciformes, Psittacidae. The transcript is spliced from 8 exons. The record is from RefSeq and is a predicted model, not a curated record. The coding region runs from base 486 to 1256 and encodes 256 amino acids.